Molecule: messenger RNA, 1811 nt
Organism: Elaeis guineensis (African oil palm)
Lineage: Eukaryota; Viridiplantae; Streptophyta; Magnoliopsida; Arecales; Arecaceae
Source: RefSeq, a predicted model, not a curated record
CUUUCCCUUGUUCCGACCUCCUCCUCUAUUUCUUCCUUCUUCAUUGCCUUCCUUGGUGCCUUCGGAAAUAAUAAUUUCUUGCCUUCCGCUCCCUCGAAGGCUCAAACGCUAACCCUAACCCUAAUCGAUCCGGCAAAGAGGGAGGCGGGAGAGAUCCGCCUCACGCAUCUGGAUUCAAUUCUCCGGUAUCAGGGUUCCUGGAUUUUUUUUUCCUCUUUUGAAACCCUAAACAUCUACGGCGAUGGAUGGGAACAAAGACGAGGCUUUGAAAUGCCUGCGGAUCGGAAAAGAAGCCUUGCAGAUGGCGGAUCGAACCCGUGCCGUUAAAUUCCUAACCAAAGCCCGCCGCCUCGAUCCCUCUCUUCCGAUCGAUGAUCUCCUAUCCGCUGCUGUGGAUGGAGAAUCCAGUGACGCUGCCCCGCCGGAUGGUGCUGCUGCUCCUGGUAACCCCGGCGAAGCACCCGAGACGCCAACCGCAGGCUCUGCUUCGGCCUCCUCUUCCUCUACUGCUAGGACUGCGGCGAAAACUUCUUCUGAGGGUUCUUCGAGGGCUUACACAGAGGAGCAGAUAACUAUCGUCCGGCAAAUCAAGAUGAAGAAGGAUUACUAUCAGAUCUUGGGGUUGGAACGCAGUUGCGCCGUGGAGGAUGUGCGGAAGGCAUACCGAAAACUAUCCCUGAAGGUCCACCCGGAUAAAAACAAGGCACCUGGUGCCGAGGAAGCCUUUAAGUUAGUGUCUAAGGCUUUCCAGUGCCUUAGCAAUGAAGAGAGCAGGAAAAGGUAUGAUCUUGUUGGGUCCGAGGAGCCUACUUACAAUAGGGCUGCUGCACGGCGCCAUGCUCAUGGCUUCGAUGGAUUUUAUGAUGCUGACGUCGAUGCUGAGGAAAUCUUUAGGAACUUCUUCUUUGGAGGAAUGGCUCCGGCGGCUGCUCCUUUUGGCUUCCAAUUUAGAGCCGGCGGCAUGGGUGGCCCAAGCUUUCACCAGACACAGGGGGAUGGUAGUUUCAACCUCCGUGCUCUGAUUCAGAUCCUGCCUGUUAUUAUUCUGAUUCUGUUGAACUUCCUGCCGUCCAAUGAUCCUGUGUAUUCGUUAUCUCGCUCAUAUCCUUAUGAGCACAAAAUUAUGACGGCAAGAGGCGUGCCCUAUUUUGUCAAGCCAGCAAAGUUUGAGCAAGAGUACCCGCACCAAAGCUCAGAACGUGCUUCUCUGGAGCGUCAUGUUGAAAGGGAUUAUUUUACAAUCCUUUCACAGAAUUGUCGAGUUGAGCUGCAGCGGCGGCAGUGGGGUCUAUCAAGCCAGACACCUAACUGCGACACACUUCGGAAGUUUGAAGAAACAGCAUCUUAAUGUCAUCAUCUCAAGGGGUUCUGGUGCUGCUAUUCAGAAUCCAUGGUUAUUAGAGGGUUAAGAACUGACAGUUUGGAGAUUUGGUUUGGAGAGGUUUAUUCAGGGUUGUCUCCUUUAUUAUAUGCUUGGGGAUUAUAAUUCCCUUUUCCUGGAAGUCAUGCUUCUACAUCGCAGGGAGAGUUCUCAACAACCAUGUGGCCUUUGUCAUUUAAUUUGAGAUUUUAGCAAUCAAGUGGUUAGAUGUUUUUAUGAACAUUGAGUAAAUUGUGUGGUAAUAAAGCCGUCAAUGGCUUGAUUGUGAAGUAUGAUAUGCGGAUGCGAAUGGUCUUAUUGGCCAACUUUUACCUCACCUGAAACUCAUGCCGUAUGAACAAUUAUGAUCAACCGAGCAGGUUCAAGGUUGUUCCAGCAGGGAUUUAAUUGGAUUUUUUGAUCAAUAAAAAUCAUGAUAUCUUCUGCUGCA